CGGACCAAUGUGUCGCACUGAGUUCCGAUACUGAAAGAACUCGUCUGUCAUCCUCAAAACUGUGUUUGUAAUCACUUUUAUGAAGAUAUACCUGGUAAGGUAAUUUAAUAAUGUGUCACUUUUUAUCUUUUUAACGACGUUUGUUGCAACCUCGCGAUAUUUGGUGCAUCUCUGACUUGUAGGGAUGCCACUCGUUAAACGCGUGAAAAAGAAAACGCUUAAAUUGGACUGUGAAUGGGGCUCAUGUCAGGAGACGUUCAGUCGAAUUGAGAAGUUCUGCGAACACGCAGAAGCUCAUCUGACCGCUCCGAGCAUCGAUGAAGAUGCUGACGAGGAGAGGAACUGUCUGUGGAGAGACUGUGGCUUCUGCACCGUGGAGGGAUCCGGAGAGCUGCGGAGGCACGUCUUCUUUCACUGUUACCACACAAAGCUGAAGCAGAUGGGUCAGCAGGUCCUCGAUGCUCAGCCGGAAGUUGGCAAUUGCUCCAUCGCUCAGCACAACCGCAACAUCAUCCCCGAACUUCCAGACAACUUUGUCUGCCUCUGGGAGGAAUGUGAUCAACCGCCAUAUGAAAACCCAGAGUGGUUCUACCGUCACGUGGAGAUGCAUGGUCUGGCCAUAGAUAUCCCACAAGGGGAGUGCGAGUUCCCCAUACGCUGCAGAUGGAAAGAUUGUGAAGCCACUGCAAAAGGGCGUCCCAAGCUGCGAGAACACCUACGCAGCCACACACAGGAGAAGCUGGUGGCCUGCCCAGGCUGUGGAGGGAUGUACGCAAACAACACCAAAUUCUUUGACCACAUCAUACGACAGAGUGCCAUGGAAGGUCAGAGGUUCCAGUGUUCUCACUGUUUUAAACGGUUUGCAACAGAACGACUGCUGAGGGACCACAUGAGGACUCACGUGAGUCACUACAAGUGUCCCUUAUGCGAUAUGACCUGCCCAACGCCGUCGGCUCUCCGCAGCCACAUCAAGUUCCGCCACAGUAACGAGAAACCAUACAGCUGCGACUACUGUGAAUACAGCUGUAAGAACCUAAUCGACCUGCGCAAACACUUGGACACUCACAGCAGUGAUCCGGCGUUCCGUUGUGACUUUCCCGGCUGUAGUUUCGCCUCCCGUAAUCUUGGCACCAUGAAGAUCCACUACAAAAAAGAGCAUGAGGGGACUUUUACAGCUCGUUACAAAUGUCACGUGUGCGGCCAGUGCUUCACUAGAGGCAAUAGCCUCACUGUUCAUCUGCACAAGAAGCACCAGUUCAAAUGGCCUUCUGGACAUCCCAGGUUCAGGUACAAAGAGCACGAGGAUGGUUUCAUGCGACUGCAGCUGAUUCGCUAUGAGAGCGUGGAGCUGACGGAGCAGCUGAUGCGGGAAAGGCAAAAGCGGCAAACAGAGGAGGACACUGGCAGCGAGCACGCUGAAGAUCAGGAGCUGGAGGAAGAACCCAUGGCAGCUUCAGAGGUGCAGGUUGAAUUAAGAGGGGUGCUGCUGGAGGAGAAGAGGAAUGAGGAGCUGAACGUUGGUGCAGAAGAAGGUGUGCAGGAAGAGGGUGUGUUAUACGUCCUCUCAGAGGGAGAAAGCUCUGUUCUGCUGGAGCUCCAGGACACCACACAGCAGCAACAGAUGUAGGUGGACAAUCUUGAUGCAAACAGACGUUGGUAAAGCUGUACUGUAUAGAGAAUUUAUGGAAGAACACUUUUUGUAUUAUUUUGCUUACUAAUUUAGAGUAUAGUGGCAAGUGUUGUUAAACUCUUGUAUUCAGUGUGUGAGUUAUUUUCUUUUUUCUUUUUUUUGGAGAGAAACUACAGAAUAAAAAAUAAAAAAACAUA
Molecule: messenger RNA, 1827 nt
Organism: Oryzias latipes (Japanese medaka)
Lineage: Eukaryota; Metazoa; Chordata; Actinopteri; Beloniformes; Adrianichthyidae
Gene: hinfp
Product: histone H4 transcription factor
Biological process (GO): anatomical structure development; regulation of transcription by RNA polymerase II
Molecular function (GO): RNA polymerase II cis-regulatory region sequence-specific DNA binding; DNA-binding transcription factor activity, RNA polymerase II-specific
Source: RefSeq, a predicted model, not a curated record